Messenger RNA from Pipistrellus kuhlii (Kuhl's pipistrelle), 2576 nucleotides. RefSeq names its product mitogen-activated protein kinase 11 (gene MAPK11). Gene Ontology annotation, biological process: intracellular signal transduction; protein phosphorylation. Bases 48 to 1493 code for a protein of 481 amino acids. Gene Ontology annotation, cellular component: nucleus; cytoplasm. The record is from RefSeq and is a predicted model, not a curated record. The transcript is spliced from 11 exons. Gene Ontology annotation, molecular function: ATP binding; MAP kinase activity. NCBI's taxonomy places the organism in Eukaryota, Metazoa, Chordata, Mammalia, Chiroptera, Vespertilionidae.
GGUGGGGUGGAGGGUCUUGCCUCUGGGGUUGGGGCUGGGCACGGGGGAUGGAGACACCACGUUCCGCUGGGCAUUCUGUCUGCCUGGCUCCUCACGCUGCAGUGAGGAAUGUUUCAAUGUCCAGAGGCCUUGGAGGCGGCUCUGGGCCCUCCUGGGCUCCCGGUCGGCGUCAUUUCCAUCCUGGCCUCCUCUGGGUUGGGGGUGAGGGGGCAAACCAUCCGGGUCCUGGGGCCCUGGGCUCCCCCGGGCGGACUCUGGGGUUGGAAGGCUGGGGGGAAGGCAGUGUGGGGGCAGGGGGAGCCGCUCCUCGAGGAGGGAGCAGGACCGGAGGCCCUGGGGACCCCGGAUGGCGGCCCGGUCCCCAGGGCUUCCCAGGGGAGCCGGCGGAGGGCCGGCAGGGGAGGCCGCGGAGGGGAGGCGGCGGGGCCUCCGUGUGCGGACCGCCCUCGGCCCAGACGGCCCUGGGCGGGCGCCCCCAGGUCGCCGCCACCGCCCCCUCCGCCGCCCGCAGCUCGGCCUACGACGCGCGGCUCCGCCAGAAGGUGGCGGUGAAGAAGCUGUCGCGCCCCUUCCAGUCGCUGGUCCACGCGCGGAGGACCUACCGGGAGCUGCGGCUGCUGCAGCACCUGAAGCACGAGAACGUCAUCGGGCUGCUGGACGUCUUCACGCCGGCCACGUCCAUCGAGGACUUCAGCGAAGUGUACCUGGUGACCACGCUGAUGGGCGCCGACCUCAACAACAUCGUCAAGUGCCAGGCGCUGAGCGACGAGCACGUGCAGUUCCUGGUGUACCAGCUGCUGCGCGGGCUGAAGUACAUCCACUCGGCCGGGAUCGUCCACCGGGACCUGAAGCCCAGCAACCUGGCGGUGAACGAGGACUGCGAGCUCAGGAUCCUGGACUUCGGGCUGGCGCGCCAGGCAGACGAGGAGAUGACGGGCUACGUGGCCACGCGCUGGUACCGGGCCCCUGAGAUCAUGCUCAACUGGAUGCACUACAACCAGACAGCAGUGGACAUCUGGUCUGUGGGUUGCAUCAUGGCUGAGCUGCUCCAAGGAAAGGCCCUCUUCCCGGGAAGUGACUAUAUUGACCAGCUGAAGCGCAUCAUGGAGGUGGUGGGCACGCCCAGCCCUGAGGUGCUGGCCAAGAUCUCCUCGGAGCACGCCCGGACGUACAUCCAGUCCCUGCCUCCCAUGCCCGGGAAGGACCUCAGGAGCAUCUUCCGUGGCGCCAACCCCCUGGCCGUGGACCUCCUGGGGAGGAUGCUGGUGCUGGACAGCGACCAGCGGCUCAGCGCGGCCGAGGCCCUGGCCCACGCCUACUUCAGCCAGUACCACGACCCCGAGGACGAGCCCGAGGCCGAGCCCUAUGACGAGAGCGUGGAGGCCACGGAGCGCACCCUGGAGGAGUGGAAGGAGCUCACCUACCAGGAAGUCCUCAGCUUCAAGCCCCCGGGGCCACCGCAGCCUCCGGGCAGCCUGGACAUGGAGCAGUGAGCCGCUCUGGAGCCUGCCCACCCCGUUCCGGUUCCGGUCCGGUUCCGGUUCCGCAGCCCGCCGGGUUCCACCGGGGUUGCCUCCUGCCACAUGAGCCCUGGCCUGGGACCCCUGGCCUGCAUGCCGCUUCUGUGGGCGUCUGCGCACACAUACGAAUGCAUGAACGUGUGCAAGCCGCGGGCGUAGGAGCUGGACAGUGUCCUCCUACCACAUCCCGGCAACAGGCUCUGUCUCCCUUGGGACUCGCUGUGGAGACCUGAGUGCCUGAGGGGUCCCCUGGGGAGGUGUCUGUCCCCAGAUCUCCCCCUCAGGGGGCUGUCUCUUGGGGGUGGUGCCUUGGGACCAGGGCCCCCUGGAGACCCUAAGGGCAGGGACUCCGUGGUCUACGCUGCUUGGCCCAGAAGUGGGGGGGCUGCUCUGGGAAAUGCUGAGAUCCUAAGGCCUGAGAGCUGGUCUCCCCUGGCGGGUGGCAGGGCAGGGACAGCCACCAAGUGUCACAUCGGACCGCCCGGAGCCACGUUUCCUGUGUUGUGGGGCACACGUGCCCUGAUGCGUGUUCCUGGCAUUUACGUGGGAAGAGACGUGGGAGUCUAGGGGCGCCCGGGGCCAGAGUCGUAUGAGCAGAGGCCCACGUCGGGGUGGCUGUCCCUGCCUCCCCUCCCUCCCCAGGGCCCGCUGGCAUGCGGGUGCUGAGGUCCUGCCGUGCACCACGCGAGGGGCUCAGUGGCCAGGGACAGCCGCGUGAGCAAAAAAGCCGGGGCAUUCUCCUGGCUUCCGAAGCCUGAGGGCUCCGCCAGCUGGGGAGCUGCGGUCACGGGGGCUGGGGCACUAAGGGGCUGGCCCACAUCAAGGCGCUUGGAUUGGACCAGGCCCCUCUGCGAAGCUGGGGCGCUCUGACCCGCCCUCCUUCCAGAGGAGCUGACUGUAGCCUCUGGCACAGUGGAGGAGGGCGAGGAGGGCGAGUCUCCGCUGUCCGCGGAGGCCUCAGGUGCCAGGCUGCAGCCUCCGACCUCGAGGGCCGCAGGGCUGGCUACGGGCCAAGUGCCUGCACCUGGUGUCGCAAUAAAGACCAUUUCUUCACGC